CUGCAUAUCCCUCUCGGGGUAUAUAGCUCUCCGUCCCUCGCCCUCGUUCCUUAUCCCUCCCCCUCCGUCCCGCCAUCCGCCGCCCCUCCGCCGGUUCCUUUCUUAGUUAUUGUCCUCUUGUUCUCGCUGCAUCCAGUACAACCCGGCAUUUUUGUUGUACGAGUGUCGCACCUGGCAUAUUUCAGUCUCAUUUAUUGGCCCACGCAUUUGUACACGCCCGCAUUACUUUCACUUCCGUCCACAUCUUAACGCUGCAAUGGAGACCGCGUCUCUCGAACACGUCAUGGACCACACAAGGACACCCUCCGACUUCAUGGACACCAACAACUUCGGCAACUACGACGCGCUGUCCGGGCUGGACUACCUCCAGUACCCGCACUCGCCGUUUGGCGUGUCUGCCAUGGGUCUGCCGCCCGCCGGUGGCUCGCCGCGCCUCGGUUUCAACUCGUUGAACUUGUCCAACGGUCUGAACGAGUACACGUACACGUCGAGCCCCUCGUACACGACCGGCUCGCCCGCUCGUCCCUUCACGCCCACCGGCAUCUACCCGGGUGCGCUCUCGAACCUGAGCACUGGCGACCUGUCCUCCGACAGCGUCGGCUCUGGCCGCAGCCGCCGCGGCAGUGGCACGCACUCUCCCGGUCCUUCCGCCCCCCCUGGUUCAUUGGCGGCUGUUCCCCGCUCGCACCGCUUCAACCCUCUCGCCACGCCUGUACCCCGCGCCUCCGUGCGCCAGCAGCAGCAGAAGAAGCGGAGCAAGGGCUCCGAGGAAUUCGACAGCGACGACGACGCCGACUUCAACCCUACGAGCACGUUGGCGAACAACGACAUGCGCCGCGAGGAGAUUCGUCGUCAACGCAUCGAGUCGGAGCAGCGGAGGCGCGAUGAGCUCCGCGACGGCUACCGUCGUCUCAAGGACGCUCUUCCCGUGUCCAACCAGAAGUCCAGCAAGGUCUCUUUGUUGGAUCGCGCGACGACUCACAUUCGCUACCUCGAGAUGACCCAGCAGCAGUUGCAGACGAGAUUGCAGGCGGCCGAGGCUGAGACCGCUCGUCUCCGGCAUGUCAACGAGGCGUUGAUGCUCGGCACCGCUGAGCAGCGCCACGCCGCAGCUGCAUCUGCCGCAGCUGCCGCCAACGCCGUCGCCGUUCAGCAGUCAUCCCAGGCGCCGGUUUACUAGGCGUCUCGACGACUCGCCCGCAAAAGCUCGUCAAGCGCGUCUGGACGUGCGAGCAACCGCAAGCAUGGACUAUUCUAAUGUGUAUUCGAUGACCUCAUGAGACUGGAAUCGCUCCUGCCAGGCCUGCAGGAUGCUUACGACAACAAUGGACUAUUUCAUGCAUAACUCACCUUUUGCAAUUUUACGCAUUUUUAUUCCCUUCAUACCGGCAUCUUCACUCCGCAUAUUAUCACCACCAUCCCCCGCAUCGUUACGCAUUCACGACUCGCACACGUUCUACCCCCUUCUCGAGUGGUGCUUA
Molecule: messenger RNA, 1481 nt
Organism: Rhodofomes roseus
Lineage: Eukaryota; Fungi; Basidiomycota; Agaricomycetes; Polyporales; Fomitopsidaceae
Exons: 4
Coding region: 257-1180 (307 amino acids)
Biological process (GO): positive regulation of transcription by RNA polymerase II
Cellular component (GO): RNA polymerase II transcription regulator complex
Molecular function (GO): protein dimerization activity; DNA-binding transcription factor activity
Source: RefSeq, a predicted model, not a curated record